Lolium rigidum is the source of this 721-nucleotide messenger RNA. RefSeq names its product protein mago nashi homolog 2. The record is from RefSeq and is a predicted model, not a curated record. Gene Ontology annotation, biological process: RNA splicing. Gene Ontology annotation, cellular component: nucleus; exon-exon junction complex. Lineage: Eukaryota; Viridiplantae; Streptophyta; Magnoliopsida; Poales; Poaceae. The coding region runs from base 41 to 523 and encodes 160 amino acids. The transcript has 3 exons.
GGAACAGACCACCUCCGCCCCCACGAACCAAGAGGAGACCAUGGCGGCGGCCGGCGGCGCGGGCGGCGAGGAUGCCAGCGGGGCGGAGUUCUACCUGCGGUACUACGUGGGGCACAAGGGCAAGUUCGGGCACGAGUUCCUGGAGUUCGAGUUCCGCCCCGACGGCAAGCUCCGGUACGCCAACAACUCCAACUACAAGAACGACACCAUGAUCCGCAAGGAGGUCUUCGUCUCCCCCUCUGUGCUCCGCGAGGCCAGGAGGGUCAUCCAGGACUCCGAGAUAAUGAAGGAGGACGACAGCAACUGGCCGGAGCCCGACCGCGUCGGCAGGCAGGAGCUCGAGAUUGUCAUGGGCAACGAGCACAUCUCCUUCACCACCUCCAAGAUCGGCUCCCUCGUGGACGUCCAGACCAGCAACGACCCGGAGGGCCUCCGCAUCUUCUACUACCUCGUCCAGGACCUGAAGUGUUUCGUGUUUUCACUUAUCAACCUCCACUUUAAGAUCAAGCCUAUUCAACUUUGAGCUCCUUUUGGUCUCCCAGUUGUGUUAUGGUAUUGGAAGUGUUAGAGAAUUCUGUAUUUUAUGUAAUAUGAAGUGAGUUGCUCGUGAUGUAGGGAUGUGCGUGGAACACUGGUUGAUAUAUUUUGGUAUCGCCUGAGGUUGUUGGAUUGUGCAAACUUUGAGUGCCCAUUGAUAUUUAUGCAUGCUUCUUUUCCAUUA